Molecule: messenger RNA, 1074 nt
Organism: Phytophthora infestans T30-4
Lineage: Eukaryota; Oomycota; Peronosporomycetes; Peronosporales; Peronosporaceae
Product: Major Facilitator Superfamily (MFS)
Exons: 6
Coding region: 1-1074 (357 amino acids)
Biological process (GO): transmembrane transport
Molecular function (GO): transmembrane transporter activity
Source: RefSeq, a predicted model, not a curated record
AUGUUGGGCGUGUCGAUGAUCAUACCGUCGCUGGCGCAGUACGUAAAGUCGAUGGACGGUGGGGCGAUGGUGUUCGGACUGCUAAUGUCAAUCUACGGCUUCAUCCAGUUUUUCGCGGCGCCCAUCGUGGGCAGUCUGAGCGACCACUACGGGCUCCCUGCCGCUCUUUUCAAACAUACACUGGACAUCAUCAAGGUGGCCAUCACGGAUGGAGAGGAGGCCGACAAACGCUCAGCGUCUAUCGGACGUCUCAACGCUGCAGCCAACGCUGGCUUCAUCAUCGGUCCUGUAAUCGGCGGCUUCGUGAGCUCCGUGCCCAAUGGCUUUAACUAUACAACGCUGCUAACCACGGUGCUGUUCGGCGUCAACUACUGUCUCGUCCGUCACCAUCACGACGUGGACUGGAGACAGCUACUGCAAAACGCGUGGACGAAACUGCUAGGCUUCCGCGACAUUGUGAACGAGUCUAAAUCAGCACAAACACUGUUGGUGGCGAGACUCUUGCUGUCUAUGGCGGCUAUUCUGUACCGUACGCACUUCUCCGUGCUUCUUGAGGACAAGCUCGGUAUGGGCUCGAAGGACCGAGGGUUUAUGCUGAGCUACAUGGGGCUUCUAGGCUUCUUCGGUAGCUUCUCGGUGGGAUUUGUCACCAAGUUCGUAAAGUCUGAAAGACUGGUGCUGCAGCUAUCAGCUAUCAUCUAUAUGGGGGUGUUCUUUGUGCUCUCGACCGCCACGACGAUUAGUGCCGUGUACAUUAUGCUGGUGCCGCAAGUCAUUUCCAUCAGCAUCAUUCGUGCAAGUUCAGUGGCGUUACAGACUACGUUCGUCUCGCAGGAGCACGUCGGUGCCUUCAUGGGCAUCUCUUCUUCCUUGACGUCCAUCUCCAGAACUGUGGGGCCAAUUUUGUCUGGGUGGACGUACACCGCUUCGAUCGAUGGGCCUGCAUACGGUGCUGCGUGUCUUGCUGCGGUGAGCGCUGGGCUAUUCUGCUUCUCACCACACUUUACAAAAGUGGGCAACUCGCAAGUUGAAGGCAAGAGUAACAGGAGGUCGAAGAAGAAAGCCGUUGAUUAG